CUUUGGGGACCAAGAGAGAGGAGAAAAGGGAGAUGAGAGGGUGAGAGGGGACAGCUGCUGGUCGAGGGACCACACAGAACAAGGCCUCUCUAAAGCAGCAAACCUCUUAUUUUUCAAGGACCAUAGGACGCUGUGACGCCAUGAAGUGCCUGCUCAUCUCCCUGGCCCUGAGUCUGGGCGUAGUGGGCAUGCGUGGGGCAGAGCUUGAGCUCACCGAGACACAGCGCAGGGGCCUGCAGGUGGCUCUGGAGGAGUUCCACAAACACCCGCCUGUGCAGUGGGCCUUCCAAGAGAUCGGGGUGGACAGCGCUGAGGACAUGCUCUUCCCAGCUGGUGCCUUUGUGAGGUUGGAAUUUAAGCUCCAGCAGACCAACUGUCCCAAGAAGGACUGGAAAAAGCCGGAGUGCACAAUCAAACCAAAUGGGAGAAAGCGGAAAUGCCUGGCCUGUAUCAAAAUGGACCCCAAGGGUAAAGUUCUAGGACGGAUGGUCCACUGCCCAAUACUGAAGCAAGGGCUUCAGCAGGAGCCCCAGGAGUCCCAGUGCAGUAAGAUAGCACAGGCUGGUGAGGACUCCCGCAGUUACUUCCUCCCUGGACAGUUCGCCUUCUCCAGAUCCCUGAGAAGCAAAUAAGCCCUGGACAGGACUUCAUCUUACUUCCUGUACAGCUAUGGCCGUUCCCAGCAGGAGCAUACCGGCUCCCAAAGUCUUGCAACUCCAGGCUAAUAAAAUUGUUGAGUCUCCUUUC
Messenger RNA from Apodemus sylvaticus (European woodmouse), 747 nucleotides. It is a transcript of the gene Rarres2, whose product is annotated as retinoic acid receptor responder 2. Gene Ontology annotation, biological process: regulation of lipid catabolic process; inflammatory response. Lineage: Eukaryota; Metazoa; Chordata; Mammalia; Rodentia; Muridae. Gene Ontology annotation, molecular function: signaling receptor binding. The record is from RefSeq and is a predicted model, not a curated record. The coding region runs from base 141 to 632 and encodes 163 amino acids. The transcript has 6 exons.